Molecule: messenger RNA, 1191 nt
Organism: Schistosoma bovis
Lineage: Eukaryota; Metazoa; Platyhelminthes; Trematoda; Strigeidida; Schistosomatidae
Source: the annotation of a GenBank genome assembly
AUGCAAUUUCGCAAAGUAAUUUGUUACAGUUAUGCACAUAUUCAACCGACUCUAAUCUCCAGUUCAUUUCGCAAUUUUUCGACUUCAUCACAAUUAUUCAAACACCAGCAGCAAAGAUAUCGUGAGGCUAAAGUAACUGUAAAUGAAAAGUCGAAGAGUAGACGGGAUGCUGCUCGUGAACUAUUGAUGAAAACAAAUAGGACGAAGUGGGAGCAGGAAAUGGCUCAAUUAAAUAUUUUGAAAGGUCGAAUUCCAACUUCCGAUACUUACUUAAUAUCUGAAUUUGAGCCGAAAAAAUACAGUUUGUCAGAAGCUGUUGAGCUACUGCGUGAAAGUGCCCAGCCGGAUAUGUAUGAUUGUAUGGAUAAUCCAGUUCGAGUUAAGGUUACGCUCAAUAUGUGUACAAAGAAGAAGACAAGGUUCAUACCGAAAUUUGAAAGUAAUCUCGUUCUACCAAAUAUAUUAGAUUUUAUGCCUGCUCGUCGAGUAUUGGUCAUAUGUCAAAAUUCAGAUGAUCGUGAGGCAUAUUUAACUGCUGGUGCUUAUGAUGCUGGUGGAUCAGCACUUAUCCAACGUAUAAGUCAAGGUCACUACCAUUGGGGUGAAUAUGAUACUGUUGUCGCUCAUCAAAGUUGGGAAAGUCAGGUGACAAAAUUACGACAUAUUUUAAAAGAAAGACUACCGACAAUAAAAAAUGGUAGAUUUGGUGAAGAUAUGAUGGAACUGAUGUCAAUCCAUUCGAAUAGUAUUCAACUGGAAUCAACCUCCAUUGAUGGUGUUCCUGAAAUUGGAUUACUGGAUAUAAUUUUGGGUCAGCUCUCAUGGGAUUUCAAUCGACUAGAAGAGAAUUUACGUAGUUAUUUGGAAUGUAUUGAAUCACAAAAGUCAUCUAGAAUUAUAAAUGAGUUCAUUCAAUCCGGUGAAAUUCAUUGUCCACCAACUGGUGAACGUUUUAUUUUAGAUAUUUCACAAUAUUGUUCUCUUGGUAACAAAUCUAAAGCAAAUCAACUUGUUGAUGAAGGUGAAGAAGAAGAAGAAGAUGAUGAUGAUACAAUUGAUAUGAUGAGUAUACAAAUAGAAAAACAACAAAAUACAAAUGAACUUGAUAUUUGAACCUCUUGUUAUUAACUAAUUAACACCUAAUGUACAUGUACAUAUUAUUAUUAUUAAAAUACACUGAUUUCCCAAUUC